ACUGGGAGCGAUGCGCUCCUGUUCUGGUUGCUGCCAAACAUGGCUGUCGGUGGGCCACUGGGUUCUGGACGUUUCAUCUUAACUUUGAUUUCACCCGAGUCCCGCCCGCGGAGUUGAUGAAGUGAUGCCUUACAACCCUUCGCUAUCAUUUCUUCCUUCUUCCGACUCAAGGACAGAGCUAUUUCGCUGAUUGGGCAACUGCACCCACACCAGACCGCAAGCUGACAAGACACCUCCGAGGGUGGGGCCGUACUGCUGACCAGCCCCGACCAGCACAGAGAGAACCGACAGCCACAGCCAACCAACAUGUUCCCACCAACCCAGUCUUCAACGCUGAAAGCAGUCCAUUUGCUCUGAUUCUGCUGCGAGGCUCCCCUUUGCGAGGGAGCUCUGUAAAGAAAGUCUAAACUAGUCAACUUUUAAGGAAUUCUUUUUAUAGAGAAGUUUGCAAACUAUGGAUAUGCCAAUGAAUGUUUCUUUUCAAGUCAAUGGCUCCCUUAAGUGGUAGCAAGUGGUAGCUUCUUAAAUAAUAAGUGGGGAACAGACCACUUAUUUUCUACAAAUCUUAUACCUCAAGUCAGUUAUUUGUUGGAAGCUACUGCAUUUGCAAAGUAGACACAAUGGCAGCCACAGCAACAGCGAGUCCUAUGGACUAUGUGCCUGUGAGCCAGUGGUAUCAAGACCGCUCAGUAUUUGUGACGGGUGGCACAGGAUUCAUGGGAAAAGUACUAGUGGAAAAAUUGCUCAGAUCUUGCCCCGGCAUAAAGAAUAUCUACCUUCUCAUGCGGCCGAAAAGGGGCCAGGAUAUCAGCGCAAGGCUCACCGAACUCCUUAAUGCCCCUUUAUUUGACAAGCUCAGGAAAGAACGGCCACACGAAUUGAACAAAAUAGUUCCAAUUCUUGGUGAUGUCACAGAACCAGAGCUUGGCAUUGGCCAGUCGGAUCAGAACCUUCUUAUUCGUACAGUGUCUGUUGUGUUCCAUUCAGCUGCAACAGUGAAAUUUGAUGAAGCUUUGAAACUUUCAGUCACUAUUAACAUGCUUGGAACAAAACGCCUCGUUGAACUGUGUCACAGAAUGAUGGGUUUAGAGGCACUUAUUCACGUUUCUACAGCUUACUGCAAUUGUGACCGAGAAGAAGUUGCUGAAGUCAUUUAUCCCCCACCUUAUGACCCUGAGAAAAUAAUCCAAAGUAUGGAAUGGAUGGAUGAUGAUCUUAUCGAAGCUAUCACACCAAGGUUGAUAGGAAAUCGUCCAAACACAUAUACAUUCACAAAAGCUCUUGCAGAAACUAUGCUGCUAAAAGAAAGUGGGAACCUUCCUGUAGCUAUUGUAAGGCCUUCCAUAGUUUUGUCAUCAUUUCAAGAACCAGUUGCUGGGUGGGUGGAUAACUGGAAUGGGCCAACGGGGAUAAUUGCAGCAGCAGGAAAAGGCUUCUUCCGUACCAUGUUGUGUCAUGAGAGUAAAGUUGCAGAUCUUGUUCCUGUUGAUAUGGUCAUCAACCUCAUGAUUGCUGCUGCUUGGAGGACAGCCUCCAACAGGCCAGAUGGUAUUGCAGUUUAUAACUGUGCUACUGGAAUGCAGAAUCCCAUCACAUGGAAAGAAUUUGUGGAUUACUCUUUUGUUUUUAUGCGCAAACAUCCCCUUGGGGAUCUUAUAUGGUACCCUGAUGGCCAAAUUCAUACAAACUGGAUGUUAAACAAACUUUCUGUAAUGACAUUACACAUUUUGCCUGCAUAUGUCCUUGAUGGAAUUAGCAUGCUGUUAGGAAAGAAAAGAAUAAUGGUCAGAGUACAAGCAAAACUGGAGAAAGCAGCAAAGUGUCUUGAAUACUUCUCUACUCAGCAAUGGCGCUUUUCUGAUGAUAAUGUGCGCCACCUAAAUUCAAUGCUCAGUAUUGAAGAUCGAAGUACAUUUAUGUUUGAUGUCCGUCAAAUUAAUUGGACGCAGUACCUUGAAAGUUAUGUUCUUGGUAUUCGGCAAUUCAUUUUCAAGGAGCAUCCCAGUUCAAUACCUAAAACCAGGAAACAGUUGACAAGAUUGCUUUGGCUUCAUCGCUUUUCACAACUCUUGGGAGUUGUUCUUGUGUGGAGGGCUCUCAUGUUACGUUCAACUGCAGCCCGCCGUCUGUGGUUCCUUCUUCUUGAUAUAAUGGUUCGGAUGGCAAGAAUGAUACCAUAUGUUUGACAUGGCCAGAAUGCUAACCAUGCAGUGCAUCAAAAAGUACCUGCACUUGUCAACUGUGUGAAGAAAGAAAAAUCUCACCUAAAUUCAAGUGCUUUUUGUUGUUAUAAGGCAAGGACCUAAGCAGAUUGUUAGUGAUCACUUUAGGAAUAUACUGUGGAUGCAGUGUAUUCAGUGCUCAGGGCCUGGUCAGUGCUACUUUUAGAUAAUGUAGUGCUGCUCAGCAUCGUUCAGCACUACAUUCCACACAGUACUGCAGAGCUUUAUGUGGUGCAUGUGCAAUUGUGUCCUAAGAAAUGUAUGGUGGGCAGUUAGCUAUGGUAGCUUUGUUUGAAAUUUUUUCUUGUUGUUUAUAUAUUGAUGAUAAGAUAAAGUUGCUUUUGUGAGUAUUUUGUGAGAAAUGUGCAUGCUGUCAGAGCAUCACACUUGUUAUUACACACGCUGUGUUUUAGACCAUCAGUCCAAAUCUCUGCUGUUUACUUAAACAUAUAUGGAAGUGAUUAGGGGCGAAAUUAUACUUGCUUCAUGUUUGAAGUGUGCCAACCGUCCCUUUCUGUAACAUCUCAAGUGUAUUCAUGCUUAAUGAUCAUGUUGACUUUAUCUUACUAGCUGGAUAAACAUGAAACUUGUAGAGUUCCAGCUUAUGUAUUUUUCUUGCUCUCAAGUCACAGCCUAAUGGAGUUGCAGUACUAUGUUAUUCUUAGACUGCCUAUGUUGUUAUCCCAAUGGUAGCUUUUGUGACCAUUGUUUUUCUGUAAUAUUAUUUUGAUAACAAUGCUUUAGAGCGAUGUACUGGGUAAUUGGCCAUCUAGAAAGAUGUUUUUCUCCCUUCCUUUUCAUGGUGGUUACAAUUGUGUCACAUGCUCACAUUUUUUGUGUCUGUGUUGGUGACUAAAAGCGAUGGGUGCCUGUAUGUAUUUGUUGUGUGUAUUCCAAACCUUUGUGUACUUGAGUGUGAAAUCUUGUGCAAUCAAAUUUGCUGAUCCCCAUUACUGCUCAAAUUUUGAGCAAGACUUAAGUUAAAAUUCUAAAGUUAUGAAUGUUUCCGUUCUAGUUCUCUGUGGUACUCUCAACCUCUAAUUUCAAAAAAUACAUUGCACUGUAAUUCUGUGAGUGAAAACUUCUGAAUUUCUGCUUCCCCCAUUAUUUCUCUUGCUCUUUAUUACUCCAAAACGGUUCUCAGCUUUAAAUGGAUUUAGACUGUUCCAACAUUGUGACAGCAUUAAUUUGAGUGAGAAACAAUGGAAAGCUCUAGCUCUGUCUAGCAAGUUAUAGGAUGAAGUGUUGUUAAGCUUCUGGCAUCAUCUUCUAUGUUUGUGUGUGCAAAAUGCUGUUUUAUGUUACCUUAUUUACUAUACCAUUAUAAUUAUCAGCUUAAUUAUGCCUAUCAUUUACUUGGUGAAGUAUUCAUCAAAAAGGACGUUACUUUAUUACUGUUUUUAUUUAUUUCUGAGGUGUACAUAGAUUUUCAUUGGCAUUUUUAAAAUUGUUAUAAUUUAUAUUUGAUGAGACAAAUGCAAUGAAUUAUCAAAUUUGUUUAUGGCCUUAAUCUUGUCAUUGAAGUUGAGAUAUUUUUGCACAGCUUCACUUUUCUGUUCUUUUAUAAAUAAUUCCUUUCCUCACCUACUUAGAAGAAGAAAACAAAGAAAGUUUCCAGUAGCAGUCAUCAAAAUUUAUGUUCAUGAGAAGAUUACAGUUAGUCCAAACAAGAUCCUUUGAGAAUUCAUUGUACUUCUCUUAAUCAUAAUUUUUGUCACAUACCCUUAAUCAAUGAAAAUUGGUCAUAAUUCAUUUUCUGAGAUUGGAUUUAAAAGCUGUAAGUUUAUUUUUGAUUGAUUUCAUUCAAGCAAUGGGUUCAAGGUGAUUAUUGUGUAACAGUUACUUAUCUCAACAAAAAGAAAAGGUUGUGUGUUAGCUCAUUAGCUACAUUUGUCCUUUAGGCCACUUGUUUGUUGUCAUCCAUGAUGAAUUUAUGUCCUUUAUUGCAAUAAUGCACAAGAUGCUGGACUUUUUACGUUACCUUUACACACAAUAAGAGAUAUGUUGUAAGCAACCUACUGCCAUCUGCAAUUCAUGUGAAUGUUUCAAGAAUAAGUGCAAAAGUAUUGCCAAAUUAGUGAGAGCUGUAGGAGUAAAAUUGUUGCUAUUCUGUAUUGAGUCGAAGUGGACAUCGUCUUUGGACAUUGCAUUCACAAUGAUGAAGAAAUGUUCUGGUUCUACAUUUAGAAAGUUGGUAAUGUUUCUAUAAAUAAAAUUAAAAAAAAAAAGAAUCAUUUGUUUAUAUUGCAUUGUACUUUUUACAUUAAAAAGUAUGGUAUGUUUUGUAGAAACUUAUGUAUUUACCAAGUCAGAGGUGUAAAUCAUGACCAUUUAAAGAGACAUUUAAAAGUGGCAUUUAUGAUUUCUGAAGGAGUGCUGUUGCGUUUAUUGGGCUUUUCAUUGCAUUUUAAUGCAAAGUUGCAUACUGCCAUUUCCAUUGGGAAGGACAGAGUCGGCUGGGCAUUUGUGUGCGUGUGCGCUUGUAUGUGUGCAAGGAAGAGAAUAUUUGGAUGAGUGACUCAGUGUGUUUGCAUGUAGCUAUGUCCAAUAGUGCUAGAACAAUCGUACCAUGAUACUCAAAUGUGUCAAAUUAAAACAUUUUUUUCCCCAUUCUUCAGCUAUGUUGGUGCUAUCUCCUGAAAAAAAUUAUUUUUCUUGUUGUCUAACAACUGAGUAAAGUAAACAUGCUUUGAAUUGUUAUGAUCGUUGAGCCUUUUCUUGUAGAAACUCAAAUGCUUGGUGGCGUACUGAAGGUUUGAAAUUUGGCUCUUAAAUGUUAGGGAGCUGGUACCAACUUCUUGAUGUAUUCCUUUAAUUUUCCUUAUCUAUUAUAAAUUUGUUGAUUCUUAACACCACAUAGAAACAGAGGUGGGUUAUUCCCAUGUAUCCAUUUCUGAAGUUGAAUUUUCUUGUUAUUCUUGUGAAAAAUUAGUGAGUUGUGUAACUCCUUUGAGCUCAAAUAUCAGAUAUCGUGAAAAUUAAAAUGAUUGUAGUUAAAGAGGGUGAUGUGCAAUAGUUUGUAGAUUUUGAUGAAAAUUUUGUCGCAGUUCAGUCAAUGAGUCUCACCCAGUCGAAUAUUUUUGAGGAUAAUUGAUGUAUAAAAUACAUAAAUAAUAAUUAUUAUAAUGAUAAAUAAAACAACAAAGGCAUUUCUCGCUGUUCAGCAAACACCUUCAGCAAUCAUGCUACCUAUUUCAGAGCCUUCACACUUUUUUUUAGCUGUGAUCAGAAUUGAUGAUUUUUUAAAGGUAUGAUAACAAUAAGAAUAUUUGCCAAAUGUAACCUGCGAUGAUAAUUUUGUUGUUUAAUUUUCUGUGCUGAAAUUGCUGCUCUAGUUUAAAUUUUGAUGUGGAGGGAAAAAGGAAGGCACUUUUUAAAUUGAACAUUUCUUUCUGUUUACUAUGUUCCAAGAAGAAGAAAACUUGUCUUUGCUUUCUGAAAUCUGAGCUUGAAAUGUGAAAUCAGCCUUAACUUCAGCAAUACUAAGAGAGUGACUUUAAGGUCUGUCAUGCAAUUGAAUAAUUAUUUCAAGAUAAUAAAGUUGGGUGCAACCUUGGGCUUCUUACGUUCCAACAUUUUCUCCAGAAACAUUACUUGGGAUUUUGGCAAAGGUGGACAAAGGGUACACCCUUUAAUGCCAUUGCCUCUGGAAAUGCUGUUGGUGGAGAUUCUGAAACCACAAGUGUAAUCUUAUUAUUCAAUUGCAUCUCCAGACCGAUUACUUUGUUUUUUGUUUGUUCUUUUUUUAUCCUGAGUUAAAAUUUGUAUGUAUAAUAGGAGUUUAGGUCUAGUUUCUUUUUCAUUUAAUGUAAGAGCCUUAUGCAAUCACUUGUUGCAAAAACGCAUGUCGGUAAAUAAAUAAAAGUAUGGCCAAUUUAUGGCCAUGAUAUAAACUGAAACGAGUCAA
Molecule: messenger RNA, 6129 nt
Organism: Thrips palmi
Lineage: Eukaryota; Metazoa; Arthropoda; Insecta; Thysanoptera; Thripidae
Product: putative fatty acyl-CoA reductase CG5065
Exons: 10
Coding region: 621-2186 (521 amino acids)
Biological process (GO): long-chain fatty-acyl-CoA metabolic process
Cellular component (GO): peroxisome
Molecular function (GO): alcohol-forming very long-chain fatty acyl-CoA reductase (NADP+) activity
Source: RefSeq, a predicted model, not a curated record